GCCACGUCUGCUCUGGCCUCCCAACAGGAUUUAUCUCUUCAAAAGUAGCUUAUUUUGUUAAUGAAAACAACAUGUCGCGUCCAUCAUCUCGCUCGCAGCGCCCGCUAACUCUCACUGAGGAAUUGGAGAAACUCGAACAAUCCAUCACCCUCACACUGCAAGAGAUUGAUCAUAAUUUCAGCCAAGCCCACCGGAUUGUCACGACAAGUAUUCUCCCUCUGGUCGAGCAAUACGCAGAACAUUCGCGAGAUGUGUGGGAGGGUGCAAAGUUCUGGAAACAAUUUUUUGAAGCGAGCGCCAACGUCUCACUGUCUGGUUAUGAAGAGAACCCCGAGGAAGAUACUACCACGACGCAGGACCAAACUGUGACAGAAGGAGAUUCCACCGCCAACACCACACAGCAUGAGGAUGCAUCAUACGAAACCCCAUCUUCGGAGAAUAUCGAUGUCGGUCACAGACCUGACGACCUAGAUCUUACCUCCCUCACACUCUCGUCUCACAGCACGCCUCGCGCCGCCCACCAGUCACGCCAUAUAAGAACGCCGAAUGCAAACGAAGAUCUCACCGGCCCAUCUAUCGCGUACUCAUCGCCGUAUGAAAACUUGCGCAAGCAAAUUGCGGAGACAAAAUCACCUUUUGACUACCAGGAUUCCCCAUCAACACCGACAACACCGGGGAUAUCAUCCAGACACCAGGGCGGCCUGGACGCUUCGAUGACUCCUACCUUGUCCCCAUUCAUCCCACCAGUCUCCCAUGGAAAGUCAUCAACAACCAAAAAGUUCCAUCACCGGAAGCCAUCCGAUCCGGUCAUGCACCAUGUCCUGGACAAGACGUACCGCAUCCAGGCGACUCCUCACGGAAAGGGCUACGGCAAUAACUCCCGUCCUAAAUUCACCGUGACUCCGAAGAAUUCAUCUUUGUCAAAGUAUCCCUUUGAUGACUCCCCUAUUUCCAGUCCGGAACCCGAGGCGCCUCAACUGCACACUGAACUCUUCUCGCCCCUGAAAACACCCAACACAACCCGUCGCAACCGACGAGGAAGCACGGGAUCCUCGCGUAUCACACCUCAACCAGGCGUCAGUGUACUCACACCAGCAAGGAACACCACUACGGGAAAGGGAAAACGCCCAGUCUGGGAUAGCGAUGACGAUUUCGACGAUGAUGACGACUUGGGGCCCAGUCCCCCCAAGACGAUGCAAUUUCAUAUCCCGCAAAGUCGACUUAUGAAGACACCUGCCAAAGAGGCCUCUAAACGAAUCGUCUCGGAUCUACUCACCACCGCCGGCGCAGAGAGCACUACGGACGAUUUUAUCGACGAGCAAAGCCCAAGUAUCAUCCGACGAAUUGAACGAUUAGAGGACGAGACCUUUUGAUUUCGAAGUGCCUUUUGCCUGUCUGUCUGUAUUCGCAGGGAGAACUGAGUCAGUGGGAUUCACAUAAAGCGCAUUAUUACUCCGUACCAUUUCAACCAGCCAGAUUGGUGUAGCACCAAUCAUUACGAUCCAAAUGAAAUGGAAACUUGACUCGAUAGUAUAACCUGCUGCUAUAGUACAAGACAUACAGCGUACACAUUUUGUACUGUACAGAGCACAUUGUGGAGAAGCCAAAUAAUGAAUUCAAAUGGAAAACUCCUCUCUAAAAAGCGAUACGCCCAGCGGUAAGAAAUAAAGGGGGAAAAAGGCUCCAAAAGAAAGCCAGCAGAACAUAACCCAUACCAGCAUGAGUAGUGACAUUUCAUUGCACAUUGCCAAUAGGAAAAAAAAAAAAAAAAUAUAAAAAGGAAAACAUACAUCAUACGCUCAAAAAAGACGGAAUACGCUGUUGAAAAAAAAAAAAAGCCAGAGGAACUGGUGGAGCACAUUGUUACGUCACGAAGAAAAGUGGAGGCAAGAAAGCAAAUUUAACGUAUCAAAGAGAAGAACAAAUCCAAAAGCAGGGAAAACCCGGGGUAUUUCUUGCAGAGCCAAACAUGCAUGUAAACCGUGCCAUCAAGGUCCUGACUGACGGGUGCCUCAUGACCGACAUAGGGUGCUCUUAG
Monascus purpureus is the source of this 2038-nucleotide messenger RNA. Lineage: Eukaryota; Fungi; Ascomycota; Eurotiomycetes; Eurotiales; Aspergillaceae. The record is from the annotation of a GenBank genome assembly.